Messenger RNA from Nannochloropsis gaditana CCMP526, 1208 nucleotides. RefSeq names its product wd40 repeat-containing protein. The transcript has a single exon. The record is from RefSeq and is a predicted model, not a curated record. The annotation marks the transcript as partial. Gene Ontology annotation, molecular function: protein binding.
UCGUUACACGCUCGAGCCUAAAUCCUCCUCUGCCCUGGAAGGGCACUUGGGUCCUCUGACCGGCCUUUGUCCCUCGCCGGAUCAUCCGUCCCUUCUCGCUUCCUCUUCUGAGGAUAAAACUGUGCGCUUGUGGGAUCUACGGGUGCAAUCUGGCUGUGUGAGUGUGAUUCAGCAAGUCGACGAAGCCCUCAGCUGCGCCUUUGGAAAAGGGUCGGGCUUGUUGGCCGUGGGGGUGGGAUGCCAUGUGGAUUUUUUCGAUGCUCGUCAAACGAAGCAGGAAUCUAGAGGAGCAAGUGGAGGAGCACAAGGAGGUAGCAGAGGAAGUGGAGAGAGGCUGGGGCGAUACGCGGACGUCCACACGGACAUGGUGACGAAGGUGGUCUUCCACCCCUCACAAACCACGACAUUGGCGUCAGCCUCAGAGGACGGGCUGGUAUGUUUGUAUGAUACAGGAGUGAGUCAGGCCGAUGAGGCGCUGGCCUGCAUCUUGAACGCGGAGAGCCCUGUCAGGGACAUGACUUUCUUCGGGGCCAAAGGAGACGGGUUGGCGCUCUUGACAGGCAGCGAGGGGACAAGUGUGUGGCACUGGCCCUCAGCUUUAAGGGCGUUAGAUGUGGAAGAUUUACGACAAAGUGCUGGAAGUUUUAAUCGAGAAAAGGCAUUGUUCUCGAUCCAGUACCAUUAUGACCAGGGAACGGACCGUCUCAGGCUGGCCUUGAGUGAUGUGGAGGGAUCCGUCACUGUCGUGGAGGUACAGCCUGGGGGAGAGAUGCACCCUCUUCUCCGGCUUGAAAGCGGACAUAAGUGCUUGGUGCGUGCUGUUGAUUCUCACAACGGCACCUGGGUUACGGGAGGGGAGGACGCGCGUCUCUGUCUGUGGAAUGAGAAGGAACAGGAGGGGCAGGUCAACCAAAGCACCGCAUUCGACCGCAAGCAAAAGAAAGGCAAAAAAUUUGCCCCUCAUUUCCAGCCAUAUUGAGCCAAGAGAAGGGACAAUCUCAGAAAGCAUACAAUACACACGAAUCAAAAGGCUUUCUUCCCAAGUUGUAGCAGCUCCUUCGAGGGAGGGGAUCGGAUCGAUCGAUCCGAUACACCGCUGAUAGCUAUCCUUGGAGCGUAUGCACCUUUGCCAGACUUUUGGGCGUCUCUAUUGCUCUUGUACAACGCAUUCGUUAUAAGUGGUUUCUAUGAAUAGGGCUUUAAAUUUA